GUAGCGCGCACACGUGCUCUAAGAACAGUGAUCUGCGGCUGCGCAAAACAUGGAGCGACCCGGAAAAUCCCGCUUCAUGUUAGCGCCCGGUGAAUAAACUGCAUUGGAUGUGAACAGAAGACUGCAUGAGUGAAGGUUUUUGGAGAGACAAGGCAUCACCACUUUUGAAAAAAUGGAGGAGGACAUCCACACUCCUGAAGGCAACGCUAAUGUUGUUGGUGGAAAGAAAAGUCACACGUGUGAGCAGUGUGGAAUGUCCUUUAAGAAACACAGUCUCUUUUUAAUCCAUGAGCAGAACCAUAAGGGCCCAUUCAACUGUGAGACCUGCGGCAAGAAGUUCAUCUUCUACAAAAAGCUUGAAACUCAUCGUCUCACUCACAACUUAACUUUCCCCUGUGAUGAGUGUGGAUUGACCUUUGACACCCGGACCUUGCUUGGAGUUCACAAAAAAAAACACAUGGAAAAGACUUACACUUGUACAGACUGUGGAAAGGCGUUUUUGUAUGAAUCUGCUCUGAAAAAUCACAAACUAAAACAUUCAACUGAGCGACUGUAUGCGUGUACCCAAUGUGACAAAAUGUAUAAAUCUGAACUCACUUUAAAAGUGCAUCAAGACAUUCACAAUGGAAAAAGGUAUAGUUGUGACCAAUGUGAGAAAUCCUUUAGCUCAAAUGGUCAACUUACUUUUCAUAAACGAUUCCACACAGGAGACCGCCUUUACUCCUGCGAUCACUGUGAUAAAAAGUUUGCAGUACUACAGUCAUACAAAAGCCACUUGCUAACACAUACCGGCGAAAGACCGUUUGCAUGUGAAGAUUGUGGCAAAAAAUUUUUUACAAAAGGAAUGCUAACUAUUCAUCAAAGACUGCACACUGGUGAUCUGUUUGGAUGUGAUCAAUGCGCGAUGAAAUUUACCACUAAAUGUAAACUAAAAUCACAUAAGCUUGUGCACAGUGAAAAAAAACAUUACCAAUGUGAUGAGUGCGAUAUUUCAUACAAAUUGCUUUCAAGUUUAAAGAGCCAUAAACUCACCCAUGAGGGGAUCAAACCUUACACUUGUGAUCAGUGUGGGGCGAGCUUCACGGUACGAAAAGCAUUGGCAAGGCAUAAAAGACUUCACUUUGCUGAAAGAAAAUUUGGAUGUGAGCUGUGCGGUAAAAUGUUUCUGUUCAACGCACGACUGAAAAGUCACAUGGCGUUCCACUCGGACGAAAGACCACACGUCUGUAAAGAGUGUGGGAAGUGUUACAAAGACCCCAACUCCUUACGGAACCAUCGGAAGACCCAUGAUGAGACAAAACGCCCUAAAUGCGAUAAAUGUGGAAAGGUGUAUAUGAGUAGAGAUGCAUUAAACCGUCACAUACGCAGUCACAGUGGCAUUUCCUAUAGUUGUACUGAGUGUGGGAAAGUUUACAAAGAUCAAUAUUCUUUUCAGUUGCACCUAAACAUGCACUCAGGAAACCAACUUUACCAUUGUGAAAAGUGUGGUAAAGGGUUCACAAGAAGGAAAUUCUUACUCCGACAUGAAUUGACUCACUCAGAUGUUAAAGCACAUAGCUGUAGCUUCUGUGGCAAGGGAUUUAAGAGGCAAGACGUUCUUAAGAGUCAUAUAAUGUGUAUUCACGAGAAGAAAACGUACAAGUGUGAAGAGUGUGGGAAAUCCUAUAAAGAUAAAAAUACUUUGAAAACACAUUUAAAUACGCACUCAAAAGAAACUACCUUCCCAUGCGAUGAGUGUGGUAAAAAAUUUUUACUAAAGGCUAGCCUUCGGGUUCAUAAAAUUAUCCAUGAGGAAGAUAAGCCGUUUGACUGUGAACUUUGCGGGAUGAGUUUCGGAAGUAAAGAUAUAUUGAAAAAACAUUACAUAUCCCACACGGACGAACGGAAACACGCUUGUGAUGAGUGUGGACGGAUGUUUAAACAAAUCUCGACGUUAAAGAAUCAUAAACUUACUCAUGUCCCAAAAUUGUAUAAAUGUAAACAGUGUAGAUGCGCAUUCGCCAAGCCAGAGGAGAUGGAAAAACACAUCGAAACACACAAAAACAAAAAACCUCCAAAAAUGGUGGUAUGCGAGAAAUGCGGAAAGAGUGUAACACAUCGGAGAUUCAGAGUCCAUUACAAUUCUCAUACUAAGGAGCUUCUAUUUCCAUGUGAAUGGUGUGAUAAAAUCUGCUUUAGUUCUAACUCACUAAAAACUCACCUGGUAACCCAUAGCAACAAAGAGGAAAAAAAGGACAAAAAACUGGACCAAAACCUCAAGAAACACAAAUCUGAUGAUGCUAAUACUAUGUUCUUAUCAGACAAGAGCCCACUAAAGCGACUGGAAAUCCGGCUUCACAGGGUACAGAUGGUGGUAGCAUUGGGGAAGAGGGUUACAAUUUUGGAAUAAUUGAGAUUUUUAAGUGUUGUGAAAAUGCAUUUCAUUUUUGUUCUUUCUUGAAAAUUUGAAUUCUGUUCAGUUGACAAUUUUUUCAGAUUUUCUAAAUAAGACGGGUAUUUUGUUUUGCUUAAAUAUUUUGCCGCUUUUGCUUUUAAAGUAUGCAUAUUACACCAUUUUCUGAUCUACGGUGCUGUGAAAAAGUAUUUGCCACCUUCUCUUGGAUCAGGAAGGUCACUGUAUUAUAAUGAUGUUUCCUUUAACACACAAUCCCUGCAUAUUUAGGUUGAGUUCCUCUCUCAAACAGAAAGCACUGUUCCACCUUGUGAUGUCAUGUGGUAAUACAGGAAGUGCUCCACUGUUUUUAAACUCCAUAUAACUUCACUAGAAUCAUUUGGAUAAUUUGAGCCCCAGAACUGUCCAUCUCUACUGAACAAAAUUUAAAAGAGGCUCUGUUACGCUUACAACUACCACUACUCACAAGGUGGAACAGAGCAUUUGGAGCUUUGGGGAUGUAAACAGACUAAUACUAAAGGGUUACUCAGACAUGUGUAAAGGAAACAAAACACAACUCCAGGUUUGUUUUUGAGGAGGUAACAGUAUUAUAACAUGGCUAUGUGAACCCAAAAAGAUGAAGAAUAAUGUUUUAUAGCGUUAUACAAUCUAAACUAUAACUACUUUGUAUAUGUUGUGGUAGUUUCUCAGCUCCAAAUUUUGAAGGGCAAAAAGAGCAAUUUUUAUUUUCAGUUAUUGCUUUUAUUAUUGACUGCAGAAGGAAUGUGAUAGUGAGAUAUGGAACUUUUGAAGCUCUGUAUUUUGCUGUAUUUUUUACUUUAUUUUUUGUUACGCAGUCAGUGUAUUGCAAAUAGGUUGAAAUAAACUUUACGUACUAAUA
This is a messenger RNA of Boleophthalmus pectinirostris (great blue-spotted mudskipper), 3272 nucleotides long. RefSeq names its product oocyte zinc finger protein XlCOF6-like. The coding region runs from base 173 to 2389 and encodes 738 amino acids. Lineage: Eukaryota; Metazoa; Chordata; Actinopteri; Gobiiformes; Gobiidae. Gene Ontology annotation, biological process: regulation of transcription by RNA polymerase II. The record is from RefSeq and is a predicted model, not a curated record. Gene Ontology annotation, molecular function: RNA polymerase II cis-regulatory region sequence-specific DNA binding; DNA-binding transcription factor activity. The transcript has 2 exons.